This is a messenger RNA of Porites evermanni, 462 nucleotides long. Lineage: Eukaryota; Metazoa; Cnidaria; Anthozoa; Scleractinia; Poritidae. The record is from the annotation of a GenBank genome assembly.
GGAUUUUGGUGGCUUGAGGAGGAUCCCGUUGAUGGCAAGAUGUCAAAAUCAAAAAGCAACAAGAAUUUGAAUCCUGGUAAACACAGCAAGAGAGUCAGUAAUAUGAAAGAAACAAGGAAUGAAAGUGUUCAUUUCUUUACCAAGGCGUCAGAAUUAAAGCCAUUCAAACCCAUUAGAGAUACCUCAAGGGAAUCGCGCAGGCAUAAAGACAAUUUACUUGCUGGUCAUAAAAGUGGCAGUAGUAGACAGAAACUAGAUCAGUGGUUAAAUAAGUGUUCCACAUCAAAAUCAAUAGUACAUAAAGACAGUCGUGAGAAGAAGAGGUCUGGGGAAGGCUCGUCAGGUGGUAACCUUGGUAACAUAUCUCCUGGGGAUUCUGCUGGUGUUAAGGACGUGGCUAAUGUAGUUGUUAAGUAUCUGUUUCCGUAUCUAAAGCAGGGCUCUAUUGUCUCUAAGGUAAGA